AUGCGGGUUCGAACAUUUAGUGGGAGUAUGAACUACUACUCAACCUUUAUUUUUCUUGUGUUUUUUGGGAUCGUGUUGAAAGUCCAUGCCGGUCAUGAUAAGGCUAUGUAUGUCAAGCUUUCGGAUGAUCCUGUGUUUCAUAACAGCUACGGGGCAUGUGACGACCAAAUUCUCAACGAUAAUUUUGACAACAUGUGGAAUGACGCUAUUGCAAUGGCCACAGCAGCAGUUCAGGCAAUUGACCAGGUCCAAGGUACAAAAAUGAAUUGGCUCCCAACCUCCAAAAACCUCCGUAUUGCCAGAGCACUCAAAACGAUGUUUGGGAUCGAAGUUGGUGGAUUUCGUUCGAUGUCCACCACUGCUGCCCAGAACAUGGCCUUUGUCCGUGGUAAGUCCUCCAGACUCAUCUUAUCUUUUGUUUCUCAUUAUUUCAUACUGACGACGCUCACUCUUAUUAGCCACGUACCAAAGUAUGAUCGACUUUUCUUCCGAAGAUAA
Molecule: messenger RNA, 498 nt
Organism: Penicillium lagena
Lineage: Eukaryota; Fungi; Ascomycota; Eurotiomycetes; Eurotiales; Aspergillaceae
Exons: 1
Coding region: 1-498 (165 amino acids)
Source: RefSeq, a predicted model, not a curated record